Candoia aspera is the source of this 4615-nucleotide messenger RNA. It is a transcript of the gene SENP1, whose product is annotated as SUMO specific peptidase 1. NCBI's taxonomy places the organism in Eukaryota, Metazoa, Chordata, Lepidosauria, Squamata, Candoiidae. The record is from RefSeq and is a predicted model, not a curated record. Gene Ontology annotation, biological process: protein desumoylation; proteolysis. Bases 444 to 2339 code for a protein of 631 amino acids. The transcript has 18 exons. Gene Ontology annotation, molecular function: deSUMOylase activity. Gene Ontology annotation, cellular component: nucleus.
AUCCGGUGGGAAAGAAAGAAAGAAUUGCGGGCAGCGCUUCCGAAAGGGGAGAGAAAGUGGGGGAAGACGCCGGGUGGAGGCGGAGCGGCUGGUUGUGCGUUUCUCCGUCCUGGUCGUUGCUUUAGCUUCCGGCAUGAGGGCGGGGGUCUGGGGUGGUCGCUAUGGCAACAGCGCGCCCUGCCACUAAUCUCCCAGGCCCGACGCGCGUCCUUCGACAGCCUCUUUCUCUGCUCCUGCUCUGCUUUCCUUCUGUCCGUUUUUAAGGCUUGGCCUCGUAGCGGAGUGACUGAAAGAGAAAGGAACGGGCAGGGGCUGCCCGAGUGAGCGGCGAGCGGGGGAGUCUCAGUUCUAACCUCUCCUGCCCUGAGACAGGCGGUCCGGCCUGACAGAGCUUGAAGGUUCUUGAAGAUUGGAUUAUCUGAGUCAGUUAUGUAAGGAGCAUAAUGAUGGAUGAAUAUGAAACUACUGACUGUAUGAAGAUGGAUGCCGGGGACUAUAUGCAAGCUAAUCAUACUUCUGUAUUCAAGACUUUUCCCGAGCAACAGAACGUUGUUUCAGGAGACCAGCAUCCACUGUCUGACAACAAGUUUUUAUCAAGCAAAUUUAACAGCUUGGAGGGACCUUCUACUUGUGUAACAGGAAAUACUUCUUGUAGUUUCAAUUACUAUUCAGAAUUCCCAUGCUUUGAGAGCUGCCAAACAGGAGUAAGAAGGACAUUUGGAACAAGUGCCAAUGGUCAGUGGAAGAGUUGCAGCUCCGUUCUUGGCUCUGUUUCACAGAAGCCUAGAGUAAGUCGCAGUGUAUAUUUUGAAACACGCAAAAAUCCAAGUGUGACUGCAAAUUCCUUUGUAGGAAAAUCAAACCACCAUUGUCACAUUUCUGCCUAUGAAAAAUCCUUUCCAAUUAAGUCUGUUACUAGUCCAUCAUGGAGUGCUUCAUGUCGUCGGAGCUUACUCAGUCCCAAGAAAUCUCAAAGAAGGUUCAUCAGCACUGCAGAAGAGACAGUUCGGGAAGAAGAGAAAGAAAUAUACAGGCAGCUGAUUCAAAUGGUUACAGGGAAAAAUCUGUCAGCUUCCAAGGCCUCUUCAUUAUUGUCUCUUCACCUGCCCAGGUUUGCAGGUUCCAAUAAAAAAACUGUGAAAGAAACUGAAAACAAAUGUAUGAAACCUUUUGAUGUUUGUGGCCCCUCUCUGGGCAACCAGUCAUCCAGUCUUCUCAGGAUACAGGAGCAGCAUUCUCACAAACCACAGCCACAACCAGUUUGUAGUUUCACUUCCCAUGUUAACUUUGACCCCAAGGAGACUAGCACACCCAUACAGCAAACUAAUCUACCAGCAUUGGAUGUCCAGACCAAAGGAUCUGAUUCAGUCAUAAUGUUAAAUGGCAAAGACUUCAGCUCUCCAGCUCCAAGUACACCUUUCUUUGAGGCUGAACUGUGGAUAAAAGAAUUAACCAGUGUAUAUGACUCCCGAGCCCGUGAGAGAUUGCGACAUAUAGAGGAGCAGAAAGCCUUGGCACUGCAGUUGCAGAAUCAGAGGCUGCAGAAACAGGAGACCUCAGCACCUGAGUCAAUAAACUUACACCUUCGAGUUCCUCUUGAAAAGGAAAUUCCUGUCACAACUGUUCCAGAAGACAGUAAGGCAGUGGAUAGUGAAGAUGAAUUUCCUGAAAUUACAGAGGAAAUGGAGAAAGAAAUAAAAAAUGUGUUACGAAGUGGAAACCAGGAUGAAGUGUUGAGUGAAGCCUUCCGAUUAACCAUCACUCGGAAAGACAUUCAGACUCUUAAGCAUCUCAACUGGCUCAAUGAUGAGAUAAUUAACUUCUACAUGAAUAUGCUGAUGGAGAGGAGUAAACAAAAAGGCUUUCCAACCGUUCAUGCAUUUAACACAUUUUUCUUCACCAAGUUAAAAACUGCUGGGUAUCCAGCCGUGAAACGUUGGACUAAAAAAGUUGAUAUAUUUUCUGCGGACAUUCUCUUGGUUCCUAUUCACCUUGGUGUCCAUUGGUGCCUAGCAGUUACUGACUUCAGGAAAAAAACCAUCACCUACUACGAUUCAAUGGGUGGAGCUAACAGUGAAGCUUGCAAGAUACUCUUGCAGUACUUAAAGCAGGAAAGCCUUGAUAAAAAGCGCAAGGAAUUUGAUACCAAUGGAUGGAUGCUCCUGUGUAAAAGAAGCCAGGAGAUCCCCCAACAAAUGAAUGGCAGUGAUUGUGGGAUGUUUGCCUGUAAAUAUGCUGACUGCAUUACCAAAGACAAACCAAUCAACUUCACUCAACAACACAUGCCUUACUUCCGGAAACGAAUGGUCUGGGAGAUCCUCCACCGUAAACUGCUGUGAUUUCAUGCCAAGUAAGACACUUCAGAGACUGAAAACCCCAGCUUUACUCUUCUUGGCCAUCUCCAAGUGGACUGCAUGGGUUUCUCCACUGACAAGACUCUGUACAUUGCAUUUGGUAUCUUUAAAAAGAAAAAUCUAUUUCUUGGACCAGUGUGCCGUACAGCCUUUUCGAAGCACACACUUUUUUUUUAUAUUUUGAAACCCUGUUUUUUACAAGGGACAUUUGGAGAUUCAGGGAAGUGCAGCUUUUUUUUUUUCUUUAAAGGGAUUUCUGCCUUUCUCAAAAUGGCCAGCUUCUGCGAAGAACUUGAGACCUGCCAGUGUUCAGCUGCUAGGGCCUUGGGUUCAGGGAAGCACUUGGAACCUUUUUUCGGAACUGUCAGGACCUAGAGAAGGAUUGACGUCAUAGCACUAAGUAAAUAUGGGUUCUCCACCUCACAAUUGCUGCAGCUAAUUAUUUGAUGUAAAACAUGCAGGGUUAUGUGUCUUGGGAAACCUACUUGGCCCAGGCUUUCCAGACAUAUGCAUGUUUGUCUGUUUUCUACUUCCUAUAACCUGCUGUUAAUAACCAGAUGAUUCCCACAGCAGUUGUAACAACUUAGACUCCCUUUUGCUCUUAAACUAUUAGAGAGAAAUGGAAUUCCUUGAGAAUGAAAGGAUAAUAGAUACCAGCACAUGAAAAGUAACCACUUGCUGUACUUUACACCAUGGCAAUGACCCCUUCAGUUCUGUAGUAGGGCUGCCCAGUGGAAAAUGAACAAUCCUUUACUGAUGCUUUUAUUUUGGCAUUCAGUGUUUAUUUUGUCACAGCGAAUGAGUCAUUAACCAUCCUCUGACUACAUAUUCAGGACUAGCCGUUUAUCCUAAAGGAAAGCGAGGCAUUUGUGGGCAGAGGCAUUCCGCCCUGGGUGCCCUUAUUCUUCACUGCCUCCCUUAAACCUGCUGUGGUGGGUUUUGAACCUGAGAAAGAAAAGUUAGACACCUUUGUGGCCUAGAUCACUGCAUUCAGAUGACUGGGAUUAUCCCCUUUGAAAGCCAGCAUUUUUUUCUUAACCAUAUUCUUGCUAUGUGAUCAGAAACUGAAUUUCAUAAAAAACUAAAAUUUUGAAGAGUUGGUGCAUUACAUUCUCAAUAAAAAUAAGAUUUAUAGCAAACUAAGCGGUAAUGUCAGUGGAUGUUCGUUUGACAGAGGAUGGAAUAGUUGAUCUUUCAGCUCUUUGUAGAAUUAAGGUACAAUAUAACUUGUUUUAAAACUUUAAUUAUUAGUAAGCAGUUUUAUACUAUAAAUAUAUAAAUAUAUAUAUAUAUAUAUAUUUAUAUGCCUUUCCCAGUAAUCACCAAUGAACAAAUAUGUGAGUUUUGCGGCUUUUUUUCUGUACGUUUGUUUUUUAAAAAGCUGUAUUGAAAAGUUGCUUUAUUCACUCAUAUGCCCCUCCCUCCUCUGUUUCUCAACAGCAAUUAAUGAGUUGUAGAACGCCCUAAAGAGAGUUUUCUUCCUCAGUCCUAUUUUUAUGCAGCUACCAGCAGAUGCUUCGGACUACAACUUCCAUCAGCCCCAUCUGAUCUAGUUAAUGGAAGCUGUAGUCAAAUAUACAUGGGCACUAGAUUGGGGGAGGCUGAUGUUGAAUCUCUCCGGCUUUUGUAUGUAACCAGUAAGAGAUCCUGCUGGCAUAGGCUUUAACUAUGGAGAAGCAGGUUUUUCAGAGAGCCUAUGACACCCCAUGUAUCACUGAUGAGUUCACAGUUUCUUUUGUCCAGUAUGAGAGGAUGCUACCUUCUCAGGUCAUACUGAAGACUUUCUUCAGUCCUCCACAAACAAUUUCUGUCUAGCCAAUCUUGCAUUUGUUUCAGUGGAAUCCAUAUUUAAAUGGAAGUUGUAUAGCAGCUAGAUUGGUCUCUGUAUCUGCUGUCAGCCAACAGAAAUGGAAUGCAGCCAGGAUUCAGGCCCAAAAGCUUGGACUUAAGUUCACAUGUCACAUAUACCUCUUGAUGUAUCUUUUUUUUUUUAUACUUCUAAAGGAUUAAAGUAAAUGCCCUCUUGUGUUUUUGCCAUCAAACAGGGAACAUUUUAUAUAUUCUGUAUGUGUAAACAAUAGUUUUGUACAAAUUUCCCAUUACCUUUCCCUAAUAUGUGCUCUUCCUAGACAAGUUUGUACCUUUUUUGAUGUCUCUCUGUGUUUUUUAUACCAGUCUCGGGUCACCUUUUUUCUAUGUUUUUCUGCAAGUAAUUUUAUUUUGUAAUGUGUUAUUCUUAAAUAAACGCAGCCAUUUAAAAA